GUUGACAAAGCCACAAAGGAAAUCUAUACAAGUCUAACGAGACUAUAUAUUAAUUUUUAUAUCUGCCCCCUUUCUGUAUAAAUAUACUGGCCAGGGAGAGAGCGAUGGGCUGGCGGAGCGCUGCUCUGAGCGGUUUCGGGCUGAUCAUAUUCUUCACAAUGGAUAUAGGCGGCGCAUCAAACCUGGAGCCAAUAUACUGGAAUUCAUUAAACACAAGGUUCUCUGAGGAGGCCGGCUAUGUCUUGUACCCCCAGAUCGGGGACCGGCUGGACCUGAUCUGCCCUGCCUCAGAGCCCCUGGGCCCCAGAUCCACGGAGGACUAUGAAUACUACAAGCUAUAUCUCGUGAACACUCGAGAGCAAGCUGCCCGCUGUGAGAUCGCUGGACCCCCAAACCUUCUCCUGACCUGCGACAAGCCCAGCAGUGACACAAGAUUCACCAUCAAGUUCCAGGAGUACAGCCCUAAUCUGUGGGGACACGAAUUCAAGACGCACCAAGACUACUACAUCAUCGCCACCUCAGAUGGUUCUCGUCAGGGACUGGAGAGCAUGAAAGGAGGGGCGUGUCUAAACAAGGGCAUGAAGGUGGUCCUGAAAGUCGGACAGAAUCCCAACGGUAUGGGCCCUGACCCCCAGAAGCCGAACCCAGAUCUCUUGCCAGGACAGCCUCCGGCACCAGACCCAAACCGGGUCACAGGCAAAGACAAAGCCUCAGAUCCUUCAGGGAACUCAACGAAGCAGGGAGGCGGGGAAAACGGGCCCUUUCCUCCUUCCAACAUUCCCAUCAUCGCCGGGGCAGCGGGAGGCUCCGCCUUCCUGCUCAUCAUCGCCGCCAUCAUCGCCGUGGUUUGCUACCGGAGACGCCAAUCGAAGCACUCGGACAGCCACCACCCGCCCCUCUCUCUCUCCACGCUCACCAGCCCCAAAAGGGGCGGGAACAACAACGGUUCGGAACCCAGCGACAUCAUAAUCCCGCUACGGACUUCCGACAGCGCGUACUGUCCCCACUACGAGAAAGUGAGUGGAGAUUACGGCCACCCUGUUUAUAUCGUCCAGGAAAUGCCUCCUCAAAGCCCUGCAAAUAUUUAUUAUAAAGUUUGAAGACGGUUUGACACUGUGGGAUUUAUAUUACUGUUAUUUGUUUUGGGUUUUUUUACGCUGUUACAGUGGCGUUUUUUAUU
Molecule: messenger RNA, 1180 nt
Organism: Polyodon spathula (Mississippi paddlefish)
Lineage: Eukaryota; Metazoa; Chordata; Actinopteri; Acipenseriformes; Polyodontidae
Product: ephrin-B3-like
Exons: 5
Coding region: 105-1100 (331 amino acids)
Biological process (GO): ephrin receptor signaling pathway; axon guidance
Cellular component (GO): plasma membrane
Molecular function (GO): ephrin receptor binding
Source: RefSeq, a predicted model, not a curated record